This is a messenger RNA of Fusarium coffeatum, 384 nucleotides long. RefSeq lists its product as uncharacterized. The record is from RefSeq and is a predicted model, not a curated record. The coding region runs from base 1 to 384 and encodes 127 amino acids. The transcript has a single exon. Lineage: Eukaryota; Fungi; Ascomycota; Sordariomycetes; Hypocreales; Nectriaceae.
AUGUAUGCCACUUCCUUCAUCAAUCUGGCCUUCGCGAGCCUUGUCAUGGCUUCGCCCCAAGGCGUUCCCGAUAAGCCAAUCGUGUUCUGGGCGCGCCUCUACGCCGACUCAGCCGACUGCAGCGGUGCAGCGAGCUACAGCUACCUCUCUACCCAAGGCAAUUGCAUCAACAGGACUGUCCCCGGAACCGGCUCUGCGAUUAUCCGCAUUGGAGAGGCUGGCAAGUACUACCUUGCAGGAUGGACCGAAUCUGAUUGCAAAGGCAAAGUCGUCCUUGUGGAAACGAACCCGGAAGUCUGCACCGAUUUGGGUGGCACCGAAGUUAAAAGCUGGUCUGAUGACCUGAGCCCAUUCGGGGAGGAAAGAGUGGCUUUGAAUAUGUGA